UGACUGUGUGUGUGUGUGUGUGUAUGCGUGUGUGUGGAGUUGGUUGGGCUUUGAGCUAUGGAAGCGGACGCGAGUCAACUCACCUCUGGAAGCCCGAAUGAUUCGCAACACGACCCGGGUAAAAUGUUUAUCGGUGGCCUCAGCUGGCAAACCUCACCAGACAGCCUUAGAGACUAUUUCAGUAAAUUCGGGGAGAUCAGAGAAUGUAUGGUGAUGCGCGACCCCACAACCAAACGCUCCAGAGGGUUUGGCUUCAUCACGUUUGCUGAUGUUUCCAGUGUAGAUAAAGUCUUAGCGCAACCACACCACGAAUUAGACUCCAAGACGAUUGAUCCUAAGGUCGCCUUUCCUCGACGCGCUCAACCCAAGAUGGUCACAAGAACAAAGAAAAUAUUUGUGGGUGGAUUAUCAGCGAGCACAGUCGUUGAAGAUGUGAAACAGUAUUUUGAACAGUUCGGAAAGGUAGAGGAUGCCAUGUUAAUGUUUGACAAAACUACAAACAGACAUAGAGGCUUCGGCUUCGUAACGUUUGAGAAUGAAGACAUUGUAGAGAAAGUCUGUGAAAUUCAUUUUCACGAAAUCAAUAAUAAAAUGGUAGAAUGUAAGAAAGCCCAACCAAAAGAGGUGAUGUUUCCUCCAGGCACGAGGGGGAGGGCGAGAAGUCUUCCGUACACCAUGGAUGCUUUCAUGCUGGGCAUGGGCAUGUUGAGUUAUCCAAACAUUGUGGCAACGUAUGGUCGUGGAUACACAGGAUUUUCUCCUAGCUACAGUUACCAGUUUCCAGGUUUCCCAGCGGCUGCGUACGGACCCGUGGCGGCAGCAGCAGUGGCGGCGGCACGAGGCUCAGGGUUCCCCGAUUACGGCUUUUAUUCUGGGCCCGGUGACCAGCGGGGCACUCCCUGCUCCUUUGCCGACUUUGCCACCCUGGGGCCCCAUAUGGGUCAGAUGCUGCAAAGCGAGCACGUCACCUCUACCUGCAACUCACCCUCCCAGCACCACCCAAGCCCGGACCACUUUAAGAGCUCAGGUGCUAAUCCUCCACGGCCUGGAGGUUUCCCCGUUGCAAACAGUCCUGGACCCGUGGCAGACUUGUAUGGCCCCAGCAGUCAGGACCCCGCUGUGGGAAAUUACAUCAGUGCUGCCAGCCCCCAGCCGGGCUCGGGGUUCAAUCACAGUAUUGCAGUGAGUAGAGCUCUCUUACACUCCCUCGGUCAUGCUGAUGUGGCCAAGAGAUUCGAAACUGAGAAAUCAGAGUCUGAUUGGCUGUUCCUCCUUUGUGACUCACUUUUUAUGGCAAGGGCUUGA
This is a messenger RNA of Sinocyclocheilus rhinocerous, 1305 nucleotides long. Its product is annotated as RNA-binding protein Musashi homolog 2-like. Gene Ontology annotation, molecular function: mRNA binding. The transcript is spliced from 16 exons. The coding region runs from base 58 to 1305 and encodes 415 amino acids. Gene Ontology annotation, cellular component: cytoplasm. The record is from RefSeq and is a predicted model, not a curated record. NCBI's taxonomy places the organism in Eukaryota, Metazoa, Chordata, Actinopteri, Cypriniformes, Cyprinidae. Gene Ontology annotation, biological process: central nervous system development; regulation of translation.